GGAAGAAAACAGGUGAUCAUAUAGAUUUGAGAGCUCAUCGCCCUCUUAUAAAAAGCUUUCAGAGCUUUUCAGAGACUUGUGUAAGGAAGAGAGAGAAGAGGGGCAAGAGAGAAAGCUGGUAAAUCUGAAAUAUAUAUCGAAUCCGAUAUCCUACUUUUUCCAGUUUCCAUGGUUUCUAGGGAGCACAAGAGGGCAGCACUCUAUGAGAAGCUGCAACUUCUUCGUUCUAUUACCAACUCUCAUGCUCUAAACAAAACCUCAAUCAUAGUAGAUGCCUCCAAGUACAUUGAAGAGCUAAAACAAAAGGUGGAAAGACUGAAUCAAGAUAUUGCAAAUGCACAAACUACUUCUUCAUCAAGUGACCAAAAUCCGUUGCCUGGGCAGGUUACAGUGGAAACCCUAGAAAAAGGAUUUCUGAUAAAUGUGUUUUCUGAGAAGAGUUGCCCAGGUUUGCUUGUGUCUGUACUGGAAGCUUUCGAAGACUUGGGUCUCAAUGUCCUUGAAGCUAGGGUUUCCUGUGAAGACAGUUUCAGGUUACAGGCAGUUGGAGGAGAAAAUGAAGAGGAAGGUGAGAGCAUUGACGCGCAUGCAGUAAAGCAAGCAGUGGCAGUGGCUAUAAAAAACUGGAGCGAAAAUACCGAAAAUUCGUAAUCAAGAUUCGGUUGCUAUAUAUAACUACCUAUUUAUGUUCGUGAUGACGAUGAUGAUCAUUUUUCGCUUUCUUGGAUAAAUAUCCUCGUUUGGCUUCUCUCUUGUUGUAGCUAGCUAGGUUGGCAUGAUGAUGUUGAUUAUCAAAGAAUUAAUCAAGCUUCAAACAACUUAAUUAGACGAGUUUCGUUGUAGUUGUAGCUAUAGCUGGCUAGGAUGGCUGACUGUGUUGAUUAUCAAGGAAUUAAUAAAGCUUUAAACAAAAAGAAUAAUUAUUCAACUUCGGGUUUAUCAA
Molecule: messenger RNA, 943 nt
Organism: Malus domestica (apple)
Lineage: Eukaryota; Viridiplantae; Streptophyta; Magnoliopsida; Rosales; Rosaceae
Product: transcription factor bHLH61-like
Biological process (GO): regulation of DNA-templated transcription
Cellular component (GO): nucleus
Molecular function (GO): sequence-specific DNA binding; DNA-binding transcription factor activity
Source: RefSeq, a predicted model, not a curated record